Staurois parvus is the source of this 474-nucleotide messenger RNA. The record is from the annotation of a GenBank genome assembly. Lineage: Eukaryota; Metazoa; Chordata; Amphibia; Anura; Ranidae.
AUGGGCCCCUGUACCGCCUCCUCUUGCUGCUGCCAGGCCCAUAAUCUGCCAUGGGCCCCCGUACCAAUCCUCAUGCUGCUGCCAGGCCCGUAAUCUGUCAUGGGCCCCUGUACCGCCUCCUCAUGCUGCUGCCAGGUCCAGAGUGUGUCAUGGGUCCCUGUAUGGCCUCCCAUUGCUGCUGUCUCCAUCGCCACACUCUGCCCAUGUGCCACUUUCAGGUCUCCUCACACUGCUGGUGGGUUCCAUUUUGUCAUAGGGUGCUGUAUGGCCUCCCAUUGCUGCUGCCUCCACCGCCACACUGUGGCUCCACACUCUGGUUUUGGCCCCGUGACUGCCCAAAUGAGUGAAGUGUGCGGUGAUUCUAAGAUCGACGGCACUCAUCUGCAUGUCAUACUGACUGACAGUAUUAUUUCUCUUCCCCAGCAGACUCCAAGGGCAUUUAAAUUAAAGGUACAGUGUUCUGCACUAAUAUAA